AUGCCUCGACUUUCAAAACGUCUUCGACAAAGUACUCUAUACCGCUAUACCGCAAAAGGUGUUGUUCAAGAAAUGUGCAAAAUACGUGAUGAAGAUAUAGAAUCAGUUUGGCGGGAAAUAGAAGGUUCAAUGGCACAACUUCCUUAUGAUUGCAAAAGUAACGCUAAAAAGAAAUCUGAUCGUUUAGCAGCAGCAACAGCAGCUAAAACAAUGCCACCACCAUUUGGGAUAGAUAAAUCACCAACAACCAUUGAUAGUUCAGUUUUAGAUAAAACAUCAACAGAAAUAUGA
Messenger RNA from Didymodactylos carnosus, 291 nucleotides. The record is from the annotation of a GenBank genome assembly. Lineage: Eukaryota; Metazoa; Rotifera; Eurotatoria; Philodinida; Philodinidae.